Molecule: messenger RNA, 1653 nt
Organism: Cyclocybe aegerita
Lineage: Eukaryota; Fungi; Basidiomycota; Agaricomycetes; Agaricales; Hemipholiotaceae
Source: the annotation of a GenBank genome assembly
AUGUCUGCAGACGCGAAACGCACGCCGCAUGUGGUUGUUGUAGGCGCCGGGUUGGCUGGCAUCUCUGCCGCCAUUGCGCUGAAAACGCGGUUGGGCUUCGAGCACUUCACGAUCUAUGAACAGGCUGAUUCUGUCGGUGGAACAUGGAGGGAUAAUACGUACCCAGGUUGCGGCUCAGAUGUCCCAGGACAUUGGUACAGCCUGUCGACCGACCUGAACCCCUACUGGCAGACCUACUACGCCGACCAACCAGAACUACGCGCGUACUGGGAGAAUCUCUGGCACAAAUAUGACCUCGUCCGUCACACUGUCCUCAACACCACCGUUCUUCGCGCAGAAUGGAGCAACGACACGCAGCGGUACACUGUGACGCUGCAAGACGUGAAGACCCAGGAGAAGAGUGAGGUGCUGGCAGAGGUCAUGUUUUAUGCGAUUGGUGGCUUCCAAGCGCCGCUGUACCCCAAAGACAUCACGGGCAUCGAGAAGUUUAAGGGGGAGUUGUUCCAUUCGGCGCGGUGGCGGCACGAUGUGAUUUUGAAGAAGAGGAGGGUGGGGGUUAUCGGGAAUGGGUGCUCUGCAGCCCAAUUUGUUCCAGAGAUAUCCAAGGACCCUUCUGUGGUGGUCAUCAACUUCUGCAGGACACCCCAGUGGUAUGUCCCUCGUAUGAACUACCGUUAUUCUGAUUUUCUUCAAUGGAUAUUUGCGCAUGUGCCCUUUGUAAUGCGCCUUUAUCGCAAUUGGAUUAUGUUCAGAUCCGACUUGAUGUUCCUGCUGUUCCGGAAGGAUAACAAAGCAGUGAUCAAAGUUGCCAAGAAGACUCUUUCGGCGUACAUCAAGAGUAAAGCACUGAAGGAAGAGGUUGAACGCUUGGUUCCAGAUUACUCCCCUGGAUGCAAGCGCAUCAUCGUUGAUCCAGGGUACCUCGACUCGUUGAACCAGCCGAAUGUCAGUCUAAAGUGGGACGCCAUCGAAUCGAUCGUCGAGGAUGGAAUCAAGCUCAAGACCGGGGAGACCGUCCCGUUGGACGUCAUUAUUUUUGGAACAGGCUAUCUUCUCGAUGCUGGACAGCAGGAUGUUGUUGGAAGCAAAGGUGGCACCAUGCUCGAGUACUAUGCAAGCAAGGGCGGUGCAAUGGCUUAUCUCGGGGCGUGCGUACCUGGCUUCCCAAAUCUGUUCAAUUUGUUGGGGCCCAACGUCGCUACGGGCCAUGCUUCAGUCAUUUUUAGUGAAGAGGCACAGAUCAACUACGCAAUGCAAGUGAUCAAACCUGUGCUCGCAGGGAAGGCGAAGUCGUUCGAAAUCACGGAGGAGGCAACGGAUGAAUACAACGACUGGCUGCAGAAACGUCUUAAGGAUUCGGUCUGGACAGAAUGCGCAUCAUACUACCAGGCGAACAGAGAUGACAAGACCAGGAUAAUCGCGACGUUCCCUGGUCCUGUUGCGCUAUUCUGGUGGUUCUGCCGUCGUCCCAAGUGGGAGUUGUUCCGCGCCGUUGGUGCACAGGCCUGGCAGAGGGAACGGAAGAUUGCGAGGGCGAAGAAGUGGGGCACCCUGAUGCUUCUGCUGGCGCUGGUGGUAGGCCUGAAGUUUUGGCUGAACGCACCGCUGAAGGGUGUCCUUCCUGCUGUUGUUGAGUGUGAGGCAUGCACUUGA